GAGAGAGAGAGAGAGAGACAGAGAGAGAGAGACAGAGAGAGAGAGAGACAGAGAGAGACAGAGAGAGAGAGAGAGAAGCCGCAGCUGUUUCUCACACACACACACACACACACACACGUCUGAUCCUGAACAUCGACACGCUCCCGCUGGAUAUUUCUCACGAUUGUUCUGGAUCCUGAUGACCUCUGACCGUCUCUGAUGGACUCAGGCGCUCCUCCGAACCUCCCCGAUGACCGGAUUCACCCAGGCCCUGCCGGCCCCCAGGAGGCUCGGGAAACCUCCGGACAGACGUUACCCAGCAUCCCCGCCUACGACUCGGUCAGCAUCCUCACCGCCGGGCCUCUGAACGACACCGACAGCAUCCAGACGUCCCAUCACGCGUACGACACGGACAGCAAUCGCACCCUGAACCCGGCGUUCGACACGGACAGCACCCACACCCUCCACCCGGCCUACCCCGGCCCCGCUGGAGGAGACGGCCCCGCCGCCGGCGUCCCGGCCAACCCUCCUCCGUACAGCCCUCCGGACCCCAAAACCUCUUACCUCAUGUACCCGCAGUACCCCAACCAGCCCGUGAUCGCCUGCCAGCCCGGAGCCAACCCUGCUUUCUACCAGCCCUCCUUCCUCCCACCGAACACCUACCCAUCCUACACUAUAUACAUGAACGGGCCGCCGCUGGGAGAAGAGCAGCCGCCGUUACCUAAAGAUUACCUGGUGGAGUCUCUGCUGGUGACCAUCUUCUGCUGCCUGAUGAGCGGCCUCGUCGCCGUCAUGUACUCGUAUGAAACCCGCGCGGCGCUGACCAGGGGUGACAUCCGCGAGGCGGAGAAAACGUCCCAGAAGGCUCGUCUGCUCGUCAUGUUCAGCCUGAUGUUCGGAGUAUUUGUGUUCGUGGGCUGGAUUGUUUAUGUGGUGAUAGCGCUCUGCGCCUAGAAAAGCUAACCAAGGCUGCACCGAUUGGGUCAAAAGUCACAAACAUUAUUAGAAAUUCAAAACAGCCGCUUCUAUUUUAACAUACUGCAACACGUAAUUUAUUCCUGUGAAGCAAAGCUGAAUUUUCAGCAUCUUAAUGCAGUAUUUUAUGAUGCUUUUGAUGAAAAGAAAGGUCGAAAAGAACAGCAUUUAGUUGAAACGGAAAUCUUUUUAACAUUAGAAAUGUCUUUAUUGUCGCUUUAGAUCGACGCAUUGCACGCAUAUUAAUUUCGGUCCAAAAAAUGUAUAAAUAAAUUGACGUACUCCCCCCAAACCUUUAAACUUCAUUGCACUUGAGAUGUUGUUCUUAGCUAUUAUAAAAAAAAUUUGGUAAAUGCUAGUAAUUCACGAACAUACUUCCAAUCAUUUGACAUUGUUUUCUGUACAAUAUGCUGCAAAGAAUAGAAAAGACAGCAGCAAAAGUGAAAAGUGUAAGAUUUCAUUGUAAACGUGUUCACCCCUGAUUUUAUUGCCUCGUGUUUUACGAUAUGAACUUCCAGAAGAUAACGAUCCAUACGAGCUUGUAUUUGCAUUUAAUUACGCUCAUUCGUUCCUGGAAUAGGACACCAACAGCCUUUUCCAGUCACUGAUAAUAAACCCUGUAUUUUUUGUUGACUUAGUUGCGUAAAAACUGCCAUUAUCUACGACCGCUGACGAACUGAACUAGAUGUACGGUCUCUGAAUGUUUAAAAAGCACUACUGCGUGAAACCGAAUGUAUUCAUGUUGCACUGAAUAAAAAAAAAAAGGCAUUAUUUAUGUGUUUAAAUAAUCAGUAGACAAUGACAGCAAUAUAUAGCAAUAAAAUGGCUUUAUUACAUUACUAAGCUUGAUUCUCUCCACAUGGCUCGGAGAGUCUGUCGCCAUUAAAUACAAUACAGAGCAAAAGUGAGCCGGAAAAACAGGAAGUGACCAACAGAGGGCGGCAUGAACAAGAGCUUCCUCCCGGAAGAAAUUCAAUUGGCACGUUGGCUUAAAUCGGUUAAUUUCGUCUUAAAUUCAUUUUGGCCAUUGCACAUACAUAAUGCAUUAAAAGAAUAAAAUCAUCAGGAGAAAAAUAACAUUAAAUACUGCACACUGACUUAAAAAAAAUUAAUUAAAAAAAAUCUAAAUAUUGUUUAGCUGCACUUUGACGCUAAUAAAAUAAAGACGAAGCAAGCUAUGAUGCUAAAAAUUAAAUAUAUAAUAAUAAUAAUAAUAAUAAAUAUAUUAAUAGGUGUCAUAACACAGGUUGUGCAGUGCAGUUCAUUAUGGCAUAAAUAAAGUUUGGUUUACAUCAACACACCGAGCAACUUAGAGUUUCAGAAAUUAUGUACCAUAUAAAUAAAUACAAUUUUAUUAGUGUUAUUAUUAUUAUUAUUAUUAUAAUAAAGUACGUCAGCCAGAGUAGUUGGAGAGGUGAUGAAACUCAUGCAUGAGUCGGACACAAAACAGAGCAAAACACAUUUAAAUCAGUAGAUGAGACCAAAGAAGUAGUUCAGGCAAAAACGAACGUUUGCCAAAAAAAUGAGACAAAAUUAGUUCGUUUCUUGACCAGAUUUGGAGAAAUGUAGCGAAUGGGUGCCGUCAGAAUGAGAGUCCAAACAGCUGAUAAAAACAUCUCAAUAAUCCACAGCGCUCAACAUCUUUGAGACGACAAAAGCGGCAUCUUCAUUCAUUUUUGCUUAAUUUCACACGGAUGGACUUUCAUGCAAGAGACUUACUUUGUCACUGGAGGAAGUGUUAUUAUUAUCGACUACAUUGCCUCACAUUUUGACAAGAAAGCAGCGAUUUAAAGUAAAAAAUGUCAUCAAAUAUUAGUUUCUUACGAACACGAGGCUUUGGUAAUGUUUUUAAUCAGCUGUUUGGACUCUCAUCCUGACGGCACCCAUUCGCUGCAGAGCAUCCGUGCUAUAUUUCUCCAAAUAAGACGAAGACGCAAACAUAUCCUGGAUGCCCUGAGAGCGAAGAAAUUACCUGCAAACUUUCAUUUUUGGGUGAAGUAUUCCUUUAAACGGCCUUAAGAUGGAGACGCUUCAUAUGGUUUUGCCUAAUUAACUUAAGCGGCACUUGAAGCAGAACAACUGUACAUUUUCUGAGCGCGAGCGGGUAUUAUUGCAGUUCCUCAUGCAAGAAAAGCCGGUUUUAUGGAGACUUUAAGGCUGGUAUUCUGAUCUCUAUCGCGCGCUCACUCCACAGAAUACUUCUAACAGUGCUGCUACUGUAGGCAUUAUUAGCUGCAGCUCGUUACAUUACAUCCGUCUGCAUGAGAUGCGGUUAAGGCCGUGUUUAAUACAGGAGGUUUGCUGGAAAACAAAGUUGCCAAACAGUGCAAAUAUGUCAGUGCUUAGACGGCGCGGACGACCUUUGACCAUUUAACAUGGAGCUUAUACCCGUCUUCAGCUUUUUGGACAGGCUGAAUCAAGACUUAGAUGUAUGCUGAAGGCAGAAAGUCAGACUUUUUAAGUGAAGAAAACAGGCACAUACAUACAUGCUCGCAACGAGUGGACGUUUCAGGCAUUUGUGAAUGAAUUAUUGUUUCUGAGAUUUGUUUUGCAUUGGUGAGCGUGCGCGUGAUUUAACGAUUUAAAGAAAAGUGUGACGUUUAUGAAUUAUAAUCCUGACAAGUCACAUUACUUAUUCAUUUAUAAGGGGUUAGUGUUUAGUAUUAAAAUUGAUGGAUUUUAAUAUUACCAAGAGAUAUUGCUUCUCCAAAAUAACUUAAAAUGGCAUGUUAAAUAUUAAAAUCAAACAGAAAGUCAUUCAUUAUCCCACUGACAUGCAUGUAAACACAGAGUUUGAUUCUCGGUAAAAAGAUGCACAUGGGUCCAUAAUUCUGUUUGAUCAUUGCUGGGUGUUAAAGCUUGAAACUGUGUGUGUGUGUGUGUCUGUGUGUGUGUGUGUGUGUCUGUCUGUGUGUGUGUGUUUGUGUCUGUCUGUCUGUCUGUGUGUGUCUGUGUGUGUCUGUCUGUGUGUGUGUGUGUGUGU
Messenger RNA from Puntigrus tetrazona (Sumatra barb), 3937 nucleotides. RefSeq names its product proline rich transmembrane protein 1B. The coding region runs from base 199 to 933 and encodes 244 amino acids. Gene Ontology annotation, cellular component: membrane. The transcript is spliced from 4 exons. Lineage: Eukaryota; Metazoa; Chordata; Actinopteri; Cypriniformes; Cyprinidae. The record is from RefSeq and is a predicted model, not a curated record.